AUGGUUACAGCGCUGAACGUUUAGACGCCGCUGCACGCACGCGAAUUGGGUUGAGGCAAAUUUCCCACUAACAAGAUGAGCUGCUCUGUCACCCAAACUGUUAAUGAGAACACAGAUAAUUUUAAAACUGCUCUAACUAGGCGGGCUUCUGACCGCUUACAUGGUUCAGUUCGCCACAAGCCCAGGCUGAGGGCUUACACAACAAAGGAACGAUUUGCAAAACUAAAUGACUUCAACUAUAUGUUUAAAGGUGAGCCAUUGCUCACCUUCAAAACGGACCCAGCAGAGCCAUUGCCGUCCUCUGAUUACCGCUGGCAAGCACAAGCUGAACGGCGCAGGGAGACGCUGCGGCAACUGGCUGGGAUUCAUCCAAACCCUCAAACAUGCCUUGUGACUGGAGCUGACUACUGGAAAUACUACAAACGGCCUUUGAUUCCAUUUGAACAAAAGUUUCCAGCAGAUGUUGUUUUUGAAUUUACAGAGGAAGAGUUUAUUACCACUACUAAGGAGCAUGUGCCUACUAAGCGCUCUCUGGGAGUUCAGACAGACUACAGAGAAAGUGAAACCCAGACUGACCCGUACAGUCCUGAGUAUGUGGUGCAGCGUGGGAUGACACCCACAGAACUCCUGCAACUGGCAACAUUGACUUGGGGUCACGGCUUGCCGGCAGGCCUUCGUGAGGUGGAAAUGAUAGAGCGAGCACGUGAAAAGCGAAUUUGGGAGACCACCCUUCCUCCUCGCCACGACGUGACCCAGAUCGAAAAGAGGAGGCGCAUGAUGGAGGAAAUGGAAGCCAAGGAGUGGGCUUUCAGGGAAAGUGAGAUUGAGAAAGUGCAGGAGACCCGCCUUGCUGUGCUGGAGGAGCUGCUGAGGCAGAGAGAUGAAGCUCAGAAGGAUACUGCAUAUGACCGACUAACCCAAUUAUACGCUCAGCACCUGAAGGACAGGGAGCGCAAGCUAGAGAAAACCCACCACCAAUACAUGAGAUCACUUAGAAAACUGGAAACUAGGAGGAAAAAUGUGGAGGGAAAAUUUCUGCGACGGGACAUCGUUACUGAUUUUCAGACUCACAAUGACAAGUUCCCUUAUGGCAAUAUGAAAAUGUUCAACAGUGACUACAUAAACACAUAUGAAGGCUUACAAGAGCUAGAGACAGGACUCGAGGCAUCACUGCAACAAGUGAUGAAACAAUGGAGAGACAUUAAGAGCAGAAAGAAAUCUGCCGCACAAAUAGCAGUGGAGCUACUGGAGGAAUACAGGGCUAUCAGGGACGAGGAGGGCAAGGAGGUUGCAGUGAAGGACCGCCGUUUUCCGAUUCGAAAAGAGAAGCCACUUCCUACUCCUCCCGUCACUCCACCCGUGGAUAUUCCCUCAGAGGAGGAUGAGAAAACAGAGAUUGCCAUCAUCUUUUUGCAGAAGCUACUUAGGGGAAGAAGUAUCCAGUUUGAGAUCUUCAAGGGCAAAGAAAACCAGCUGGAACUCAUCAGGGAACUUAGGAAAGUUCACGCUCUGCAGGCUAGGGAGCAGAUGCUGCAGGAAGCAGAAAAAGACUACAUACUGAUGCUGAAGAGAGAGAGAGAUCAACAGAUGGAGAAGGCCGCGACGAGGGAAGCGCGUCAGGCCGCGGUGAUCGGUGUGGACCUCGCGCAGGUGUUCUUCAUCUUGUCCCAGGAGUUGAUUCAUCUGCAAGAGGAGCGCAGGAUCCAUGCUUUCAUGCUCCUGGCUGAGAGAGAGCGCCGUCGAAGGGAGGCGGAGGAGAGCGGGAGGCGUCAGGUGGAGGAGCGCAGGCGAGAAGAACGAGACGAGAUCUUCAGAGAAAUUGUGCAGGUGCACCAGGAAAGUGUGGAUAUGUAUUUAGAGGACAUGAUUUUGAGAAAUGUGGACUAUUUGGCUGAACAACAAGCCAGAGAGGAUAUCCACAAGAAGGCACAGCAGCUCAAUGACAUUGCUUACGCCAUGGAGGAAAGCAAGGACAAAUAUCAGCCAGAGGAGAUUGUAUCAGAGCUGGUGUACAGCUUUCUUAUUCCCGAGAUUGAGAAGAUGAGAGUCAGGCGAAGAGUUCAAUUGAAACAGCUGAGACACUUGGAGGCAGCUCGGAGGAUCAUUCAUGGGUUUGAAGUCCCUCUGGAGAUCCAUCAACCCGAAACGCCGCAGGAGAGCGCCAUUGAUGAAGGAACGUCUGGGUCGACUGAGGAAUCAAAGGCGAGCGAAGAGAGCCUAGAGAGCCUAGAGAGUCAAGAGUAGCAGAGAAAACAAUCCUAGUAAAGAAAGUAAAGGUUCAAAUUUAA
This is a messenger RNA of Poeciliopsis prolifica (blackstripe livebearer), 2288 nucleotides long. RefSeq names its product cilia and flagella associated protein 91 (gene cfap91). The record is from RefSeq and is a predicted model, not a curated record. The transcript has 17 exons. NCBI's taxonomy places the organism in Eukaryota, Metazoa, Chordata, Actinopteri, Cyprinodontiformes, Poeciliidae. Bases 76 to 2244 code for a protein of 722 amino acids.